This is a messenger RNA of Mycotypha africana, 929 nucleotides long. Its product is annotated as inorganic phosphate transporter Pho88. NCBI's taxonomy places the organism in Eukaryota, Fungi, Mucoromycota, Mucoromycetes, Mucorales, Mycotyphaceae. Gene Ontology annotation, cellular component: mitochondrion; endoplasmic reticulum. The record is from RefSeq and is a predicted model, not a curated record. Gene Ontology annotation, biological process: protein targeting to ER. The transcript is spliced from 2 exons. The coding region runs from base 75 to 686 and encodes 203 amino acids.
CAAAUUGCGCACAAUCUUUUUCCUUUCUUUCACCUUUUUCUAUUCAACGAAUUAGACACUUGUAAACAAUCAAGAUGGGUUCUCCUAGUAUCCUUAAAAGCCCUCUAUUUAAUAUGGGCUUUUUACUUGCUUCUAUGCAACUUUCUAAAAAGAUCGAUUGGAGCGAUCCUGAUGUUUUGAUGUACGCGAGAAUCGGCUAUUACGCCGCUCAAGUGUUGGUAGUGCUUAUGGCUUACGGUUUAAUCGCACUGGUGAAGAAGAAGAAUGACAAUACUACUUUGGUGUAUACACCUCCUGCUGCACCUGGUGCGGCUGCGGGCGCUGUACCUGAAACUGUCACGACGACUGUCAAGGAUUACGACGUCAGCCAAGUCAAGCAAUUCAUACAAUCUACUCUCACUUCUGUUGUCAUCAUCUCUGUCAUGCAUUGGCAAUUCAAGUUUACUCAACCCCUUUUGAUGCAAUCCAUUGUUCCCUUCAAGAACCUAUUGACACAUAAAAUCGCCUUGAUUCAUUUAUGGGGGGAUGCACCUGAAGGCGGCUUGGCUAGACCUUUCCAAGUAGAGAACCCUUUGGCUGGUUUCGCUAAUAUGUUUGGUGGCGGCGCUCCUGUGGACAACACCGCUGCUGCUCCUGCUACUACUACUACUGCCACUACCGACAGUGGUCGUGCUCAUCAAGAUUAGAUAAAAGCAAAGGGAGGUCUGACAUCCAUCCACUUUCGCUUCCUACACAAGUUGUCGAAAGAGAGAAGAAAAAGAGAAAAGAAAGAGGAAAUGGGUGUCAUUUUGCAAUUGACUUGAAAAAUGGUUGGGUCCACUCUCUCUAUGUGGAUUCAUCAUCAAGUCACCCAACCUACUACGUACGAUAGCAUACAUGUGUAAAAACGUUGUAAACUUGUAAUUAAAAUAAAAAAAAAAAAAAAAAAG